UGUAAAUCUGCACAUGAUUCAAGCAAGCCUUUCUAAAACUGAGAUCGUUAUCAAGACUCUAGGGAUGAUUGAGCUAACUGAUGCACACACCGGGAUGUAUAUAAAAGAAAAAAUUCUUGACAUCUUACAUGAUUAUGAAAUAACUCUAGAUCAAGUGUUCAGCAUAACAUCAGAUAACGGCAAGAAUAUGAUAAAAGCCGUUCAAAUUUUAAAUGAAUCGACGGAGGAGUCCCUUUUUUGCGAUGACCGCGAAACUGAGAAUGUCAUGGAAAAACUAGAUUCCAUUGAUUUAAACAACAUUCACCUUGUAAGAUGCGCCGUACACACUUUGCAAUUAUGUGUGUUCGAUGUUAACAAGGCAAAGGAGAUCAGCGAUAAAAUUAGUGCCUGUCGCACGUUGAGCAAAUCGCUUCGCACAGAAACAAACAGACACAUUCAACAGAAAAUGUUCCAGAGGAGGCAACUAAUGAAAGUCAAGAUGCAUUUGAUUCCUCAUUAUCUUCGCAAACUUUAAACGUAUCCAUGUCUGGGGAGGAUUCGCUGCUUGCAGCUUACUUAAAUCAAGUUCAGACAAUCUCGGAAUGCACGGAAGAGCCUGUUUCUGCAAAGCUUGCAAAGAUUUAUGGGGACAUUGAAAACUUCGACUUUAUGUAUGGUCGCUUGCCACUCAAUGCAAAUAUAUUAAAUUUUUUUAAUGACAUAAAACUUAAACUGCCACAUUUGACUGCACUCGCACAGGUAGUGCUAGCUACACCUGCAACUCAGGUUUCUGUAGAGCGCGCCUUUUCUGCUCUGCACUACAUUUUAACUGAGCGACGAAGCUCAAUAAGUGCAGAAAAUUUAA
Molecule: messenger RNA, 844 nt
Organism: Drosophila innubila
Lineage: Eukaryota; Metazoa; Arthropoda; Insecta; Diptera; Drosophilidae
Exons: 3
Coding region: 14-514 (166 amino acids)
Source: RefSeq, a predicted model, not a curated record